UCUUUCUUUCUAUUUAUCAAAAAAAAGAAAAGGGAAAAGAAAAAGAUAAGAAGAUUUUUUUCCGGAAAAAAGUCCAAUUUUGGGGGAAAUUUUGGGGCAAAGUCGAAAUAAUCAAAUCUUUUUCCACUGAUGGAACUCUGUGCUUCAAUUCGGUAGCGAUUAUACGUAUUCCUCUCGUAUGCGGUUACCCCUCGCUUUACUCUACGGUCGAACCUCUACUUCUGGAAUUAGGUUGAGCGGAGAUAUAUCGUGUGCAAGUUUAAUUUUUAUGGCGGUCAGCUGGUGGAUAUUGUUGAUCUUAAAUAGAGGGAAGUGGUGGAGUGAGAGUCAAAGGGUAGAUGGAGUGCAACAGAGAUGAGGCUGUGAGAGCGAAAGAAAUUGCAGAGAGGAAGUUUCGAGCAAAGGACAUUAAGGGGGCCAAAAAAUUUGCUCUCAAGGCUCAAAAUUUAUAUCCUGAACUAGAGGGCAUUUCUCAAAUGGUGACGACUCUUGAGGUUUAUAUUUCUGCUGAAGAGGAGAAAAUACAUGGAGAAUCAAACUGGUAUGGUGUGCUCGGUGUGACCCCUCUAGCUGAUGAUGAGACAAUAAGAAAACAGUACAGGAAACUAGCUCUUCUGCUUCAUCCUGAUAAAAACAGGUCUAUUGGGGCAGAAGGGGCAUUUCAACUUGUCUCACAAGCCUGGAGUUUGCUAUCAGAUAAGUCCCACAGAAUAGCAUAUGACCAGAGGUGUGGUGCAGCAUUUCAGCAGAGGAAUCAGACUAGAAAUGAGGGUACUUCACCAUCACCAGCACAAAAUGGAUUUUAUAAUGUGGCAAAGACUGCAGUUUCACAAAUGAAGGUUCCAAAGGGUAAUGUCAGUAAGAGGGAUCCUUCAUCUGGUCCUUAUCAAUCUCGUAAGAAGGAAUGUCACACUUUCUGGACUGUCUGUCAUCGAUGUAAGAUGCAAUAUGAAUAUCUCAGAAUGUAUCUCAAUCACAAUCUCCUCUGCCCCAAUUGCCAUGAGGCCUACUUUGCAGUGGAAAUUAAUCCUCCAUCUACCAAGAGUACUAAAAUAUCAUCUCAUACAACCAGGGAUCUAAUGGCACACGAAACAACUCAUCCACUCAAUGUGGAACUUCAGGGUUCAACCAUAGUAACCAGUCCAAUCACAAUAACUUCCAGUGGGUUCCUUUCUCUGAGUCAACUGGCGCUGCAUCUGCUGUUCAAGCUGCAAAUAUGGUUCAUCAAGCUUAUGAGAAAGUGAAACGAGAAAGACAGAAAGCACAGGCUGCUGCUAGAAGAGAGGAGGCAUUGCGAAGGAAAAAUCUUGCAUCCAAACGAUCAAUGGGUGGAGAAUUCCCAGCGCAUCCUAAUGCUGCCAAGAGAAGAAAAGGGUUUGAAGAUUUUGGUACGAGCAAAGAGGCAAUGAAACAGGUGAACUUUGAAAGCGGAACACUUCACCAAGUGAACGCUUCUGGUCUUAGACAGGAUGGUCUUCAGAAAUGUACAAGCAAGCAUGGUGGUGUACGCCAUGUUGAUGUUAAACAAUUGCUGAUGGAGAAGGCUCAUGAGGUAAUCCUUGAGAAACUAAAUGAAAGCGUCUCAGGUAAUAUGGUGAGGCAUGCUGCUGGAGAGGAGGUUCUUGAAAGUUCCAAAGAAGAUGAAACUGCAAACAUAAAUGACAGGACUGUUACACAUCACUCUGUACACUGUCAGGAAAAGCUUUGUGAGCCAGUGGAGACUAAGAGUCAAUUCCCUCAUGACAAACUGAAUUUUGGGACUGUAGGGUUCAAUCCAGACGGUGAACUUAUUGAGCAAAUGUCAGUAGAUGUCUUAGAUCCUGAUUUUCAUAAUUUUGACAAGGACAGAACAGAAAAAUGUUUUGGAGAUAACCAAGUGUGGGCUGUUUAUGACAAUGAAGAUGGGAUGCCACGGCACUAUGCCAUGAUUCACAAUGUGAUAUCUCUCAAUCCCUUCAAGUUGAGGAUGAGUUGGCUAACUUCUGUAACCCAUAGAGGAAUGGGCCAUGUAAGUUGGUUUUCAGGUGGUUUUUCGAAAACAUGCGGGGAAUUUGCAAUAAGCAGAGCUGAAAUUUGUAACUCAGUGGACUUUUUCUCACACAACGUCAGAUGGGUCAAACGCACUACUAAGAUCAUUGAAAUACUUCCUCGGAAGGGAGAUGUUUGGGCUUUGUACAGGAAUUGGUCCCCUGAGUGGAAUGAGCUCACAGAAGAUGAAGUAAUACACAAAUAUGACAUGGUUGAAGUACUUGAAGACUAUGAUGAGGAACUGGGAAUAAUUGUCAUUCCCCUGGUUAAAGUUGCUGGCUUCAAAGCAGUUUUCCAUCAGCAUUUUGACCCAAGGGAAAUACGAAGAAUCCCUAAAGAAGAAAUGUCUCGGUUUUCUCAUCAGGUGCCGUCCCGUUUGCUUACUGGUCAAGAAGGACCAAAGUCUGUUAAGGGUUGUCGUCAGCUGGAUCCUGCAGCGAUUCCUUUAGAAAUUCUUGAAGUGAUGUCGAAAGUGGAAGGAAUUGAGUUUAUGGAGACUGAUGAGGACGUUAAGGUCGUGAAGGAGGUUGAUUAUGAUGGGAAUACCAAUACCAAUAUGGUGGAAGGAAUUUCCUGAGAUCAGAGAAGCCGAAUGCCCUUGGAGAAAUGAUAAAAACCAAGCAAUGGAAAUUGAAUAAAUGGUCCAAACAUAAGUCAAAAGACCUCUGAUAUGGAUGUUAGCACAUUGAUGAGCCUGAGGUGAUUGAAGUAAUUCAAUUGGACGUGUAGGCUAUAUUGCUGCAUGGUAACUUUUUGGAAGCAAUGAUCUCCCUGGUAAAAAUUUAUUUGGAGCGUGGAGUAGGAUACUGAAGAAUGUAAACAUUGAUGAGCAUGAAGUGAUUGAAGUUACCGGUAUUCCUGAAAGUGUAUUCUCUCUGAUACGGAUGUUAGCACGUUCGUGGUGAUCUUUGGCUUCUGCACAAAUGCUAUGCUGGAAGUGAAACCUCCCCUUGUUGGCGAUUGACAGGUAUUUUGGUCAGAGCUGUUACGCUCUCCGUGCAUUCAGGUCACCAAUUAAAGGCCAGCUUUUUGAUUCAUCCUAUAGUUUAACUGCUAUACUCUCUCUGUCUUUGAACUGUUAACAAAUUGUUAAUCUUUUAUCUUACACACUGCCGAAGUGUUGUCGAUGUAAUAUCUAAAACUACUCAGCUUUAUAAUUCUGAGUGCUGAUUAUCAUCUCUUA
This is a messenger RNA of Sesamum indicum (sesame), 3211 nucleotides long. The record is from RefSeq and is a predicted model, not a curated record. NCBI's taxonomy places the organism in Eukaryota, Viridiplantae, Streptophyta, Magnoliopsida, Lamiales, Pedaliaceae.